Molecule: messenger RNA, 1206 nt
Organism: Brassica napus (rape)
Lineage: Eukaryota; Viridiplantae; Streptophyta; Magnoliopsida; Brassicales; Brassicaceae
Exons: 2
Coding region: 1-969 (322 amino acids)
Molecular function (GO): acetylglucosaminyltransferase activity
Source: RefSeq, a predicted model, not a curated record
AUGGGUGAUGACGAUAGUCUUUUAUUCGUAGACAACAUAGUGGAUGUGUUAUCGAAAUACGACCACACCAAAAAACAUUACAUUGGAACGUUUUCGGAGACGAUAAAAUCAAAUGUUCGCUUCUCUUUUGACAUGGCAUACGGAGGAGCAGGAUAUGCUCUAAGUUAUCCUCUGGUGGAAGCUUUGGUGGCAAAACUAGAUGAAUGUAUUGAAAGGUAUCAUUUUAUUUGGGCAGGUGACCAAUUACAAAGCUUUUGUUUAGCUGAUAUGGGCGUCGAUGUUAUACACGAGAAAGGAUUUCAUCAGAUUGAUCUACUCGGUGACUUGUCCGGUUUACUCUCGUCCCACCCAACGCCUCCUCUUCUCAGCCUCCACCACUUUGAGAGCGUUGCACCAAUUUUCCCAAACAUGAGCCGUCCUGGUUCAGUCCUUCACAUCAUGAAAGCGGCAAACGUGGACCAAUCACGGAUGCUACAACAGUCUAUUUGCCACGUUAGAGCUAGUAACUGGACCUUCUCGGUCUCGUGGGGAUACUCAGCUCAUAUCUACGAGAACAUAUUCCCACGAAGCUACUUGAAGCGUCCUAUUGAAACAUUCCGUCCCUGGCUCCGAGGACGGCCUCCGUUUUACAUGUUUAACACGAGACCGGUUUCUAGAGAUCCAUGUGAAGCUCCUCACUGGUUCUUCUUCGAUUCGGUUGAAGAAGAGAAGGAAAGAGUUGUUACUUCCUACACAAGGAAGUUUCCUAGAAACAUGACUUCUUGUUCUUUCUCUGGUAAUAUAUCUGCUGAUCCUCUCGCUUUGAUCAGAGUCUUCUCUCCCAAAACUCCCAAAGAGGUUCGCUCAUAUUAUGAGAAUAUGCAUUUUUACAAAUUAUGGCAAUUAAUACAGUUUGAUUGUUGUGUUUCUAGGAGAGAAAAGUGGAAUGUUGCGACGUGGAAUAUGAUGGUGCAGAUGUUGCAACCAUGAGGCUUAGAGAUUGUAGAUAAAUCAAAGACGUUUCAAACCCCAAAUGCAUAAUGUUUUUUUUUUACAUGCUUUGUGAAAAUAGCAUAGGUUUUGCAUGGAAUCGUCGAAACAAUUGCGAGUGAAGACACAUGUAGUUUCGUAUAACAUUAAGUCAGAAAGCAGAUCACGUUCUUUCUUCUGCUUCUAACUCAUCAAUGAGAUUUCUGUAUCCCUAUGAGACGCGCAUAAUCCACCCAU